AUGUCGCAGACCGAUCAGCAGAGGCAGGACAGCCUCGUCGUUCUUUCCAUCGUUCUGACAACACUAUCUACAUUCAUUGUUGCGGUGCGAUCAUUAAUACGCUUCGUCAUCGUACGGAAGCCCGGGUACGAUGAGUACACCAUCAUCGUGGCGCUGUUGUUCACCAUAGCCUACAUGAUCGAGAUAUUGAUCCUGCGGGCGAACCACGUUGGGUUCCCGGCUUCAACGUUGACUACGGACAACAUGUUGGGAAUCCUGCGGACGACAUUGGCCGUCGAAGUCACCUACUACCUCAUUGUCGGCUUCAUCAAGACAUCUAUUCUAUGCAUGUAUCUCAGGUUUGCGGUAUCUGAAAUCUUUCGUUAUCUGUGCUACGGCACCAUCGUCUUUCAACUGGCGUUCACAGCUAUUUGUCUCUGCGUGACGUUUGGCCAAUGUCAGCCACUGAGCAAACUGUGGGACCUCACCAAAACACAGCCAGGCUCUUGUAUCAACACAACAGCAUUUUUCUACUCGACUUCAGGCGUCAACAUCAUAACGGACUUUUGGAUAAUAGCACUCCCCAUCAAGACGUUGAAUGGAUUCAAGCGGCCCCUGCAGGAGAUCGCUCUCGCUGGCAUUUUUGGCGCCGGUGUCUUCGCUGCCAUAAUGUCGGUCGUGCGCUUGCAGAGCAUUUAUACGUAUACGUUGGCCACCGACCCCUUCCGCGAUGCAAUUGCAGUAAAUCUCUUCUCACAAAUAGAGAUCAACACUGCCAUCCUCUGCGCCAACGUUCCAGCGCUGAAGCCAAUAUUCACACCGCAUCGCCUGCAGGAGUUCAGGAACGGGAGGAAAUACCAGCACCGUCCCCAGGACGAGUUGGACUCCGAGAGCCAGAGGAGCGCCUUCAGUAGAAAGAGGUCGCACCCGGAACUAUAUCCAGACACCUUCGACCUCACAAAGCUGUCUGCUUCCGACCGUAGUUCGACAGCAUCGCUCGGCGGCACCGACAAGAAAGAAGUCGUGUUCAACAAGGUAUGGUUCCCGCCGAACCCGAAGCUCGACGAUGCGCAAGACGAGGCAACCUUUGAUCUGCCAACCCAAAAGGCUUUCCAUCCGGUAUGA
Diaporthe citri is the source of this 1104-nucleotide messenger RNA. RefSeq lists its product as uncharacterized. The coding region runs from base 1 to 1104 and encodes 367 amino acids. NCBI's taxonomy places the organism in Eukaryota, Fungi, Ascomycota, Sordariomycetes, Diaporthales, Diaporthaceae. The record is from RefSeq and is a predicted model, not a curated record. The transcript is spliced from 5 exons.